Molecule: messenger RNA, 2024 nt
Organism: Gracilinanus agilis (Agile Gracile Mouse Opossum)
Lineage: Eukaryota; Metazoa; Chordata; Mammalia; Didelphimorphia; Didelphidae
Gene: THY1
Product: Thy-1 cell surface antigen
Exons: 4
Coding region: 146-634 (162 amino acids)
Source: RefSeq, a predicted model, not a curated record
CCGGGUUCUAGGGCUUAUAGACAACCUCUCAUCUUGCUGAAGAAAGCAGUGGCGGUGGCGGUGGAGAGACUUGGCCCACAGGAGUCCCUCUGGGCCUGGCUGGUGACACCUUGGCGGUUACCCGCAGCCACACCUUCCUCUUGACAUGUUGGGUCCCAAGAUCGGUGUUGCUGUCCUGCUGACAGUCUUGCAGGUGGCCUAUGGACAGAAGGUGAACAGCCUGACUGCUUGUCUGGUGGACAAGACCCUGAGGGUGGACUGCCGAUUUGAGAAUAACACCAAGACCCCACUUCAAUAUGAGUUCAGCCUGACCCGAGAGAAACAAAGGCACGUGCUGAACUCCACCAUGGGAGUUCCGGAGCAUGCCUACCGGAGCCGGGUCAACCUCACCAUCUCCCAGAACUAUAUGGCCCUCUAUCUGAAAGACUUCAGCCAAAAGGAUGAGGGUGUCUAUGCUUGUGAUCUGCGUGCUUCUGGGAUCCCCAGUUCCUUCACUACCAAGAACAUCACUGUCUACAAAGAUAAACUGCAAACCUGUGGGGUCAUGAGCCUCCUAGUUCAAAACACUUCCUGGCUGCUGCUGCUGCUGCUCUCCGUCCCCCUCCUCCAGGCCACGGAUUUUGAGUGCCUGUGAUUGACUGGGAGACACAGAGGAGAUAGUAAAGAUGAGGCCAAACCCCAGGAGCACCCCCUCUCUUUCUCUCUCUGAGCCGGCUGUCCCACUACACCCCCCCACACACACACAUCCCUGGGGAGGUGAGAGGAGGCAGGGAACCCACCCCUAUAGAGGAAUCCUAGAUCCGCAUGCCAUCAUUCACCUACUCUCUUCUUCCACCUUGCUGCCCCACACCCCACACUCCCCCUACCCAGUACUCCCAGCUGCAUUUUUGUAUUUGCCAUUCCAGGGCUGUUUCUGUGAUUCGUUGGGGGAUGUUUUUCUUCUUUUCUUUCCUUCAGAAGUUUAUAAAGCAGGGAGCAAGGGGGAGGAGAAGAGACCAAGCCAGCUUUGGGAUUGGCUAGGACUGAUUUGCUGUGACCUCAAGAAAGAGAGGCUCCACAAAGGAUAGAUGGGGUCGGGGGGGAGAAGAGGGCACUUAGAAUCUUCUGUCCCUGCCUGAGUUUGGAAGGACAGAGAAUAAUAUAGGGGAAGUAGGAUGUGGAAUGUGUUAUGUGACGGGAGCAUUCCCAGAGCCAAGGUGGGAGAAACAUCUGGACCAUUCGUAACUUAAAGGAGAUGGAGUUUCUGGGUUUCCCAAAUCUGCCAUAUUGGCUUUACUGGGCUGAAAAAAGUCCCACAGAGAAUGAUCAGCAGGAAAUAUCUCCAUCUUAAACAUUAGAAAUCUCCUGGAUUCCUCUGGCAAGAAGCCUAGCAGUGAAUGCAGAAAGACCUAGAGAGUGAGGAGGAAAGAGGAGGUGAGGGGGAGAGCAAGGGAAAGCUGUUUUAACUGAUUUAACUACAUUUAACUAGCUCUAGUUCCCUCUAGUCUCUGCAUGGAACCCUAAUGAAUGGGGGUCUAGGGAAAAGAUAGUAAAUCUCCCAGCAUUGCCACCUCUGUUACAUCCAUCUUCUUCACCCUUCCCCCAACCCCCCUUUCACAAAGGCUUCCAGAAUUCAAACCCAGGAGCUGAUGAGCCAAGUCAGACUGGAUUCUUCUACAAGAAGGGAGCCUCCUAAUUAAAGAGACUAGGUUGUAAACUAACGGUCUAGGUCUGGGUGGUAGCCAUGUCCCUGAGAUAGUACCCCUUCUGGGACAUCCCUGUCCCCCUCCCCUAUGAACUGAACUGCUCAGGAAUCUUUCUGGUGACAUCACAGACCCAAGCUGGAGUUUUCUGAGGAAUACAAUGGAGAAAGACUGAUAAAUGGUGCCAAUCUUUGUGAAAUGAGGUCUAAAAUCAGAACCCAACUCCCCACAAUCACUGGCAUUGCUGUCUUGUCCUGUGAUCAUGUGUAUCAUCUCCACAGCUUGUUGUUUUAUGGCAUCUAGCCAAGGGAAAACAAAACUACACAAUAAAAUCAAGCCUCU